AUGCCACCAAUUCGUACUCAAUCCUCUCGAAAUUCAAUAGAGCAGGAGGGUAGGAUCCUACUAGCUAUCCAGACUUUUAAGAAUCAAGAAAUCUCUUCAAUUCGUGAAGUGGCGCGCCGUUUUAACGUCCCAAGAUCCACCCUUUCCACCCGCCUGAAUGGUAUACAACACCGCGCGAUUUCUCGCGCCAACUCUCAUAAAUUGACUGAUACUGAAGAGGAAUCUCUUCAGAAAUGGAUCCUCUCUAUGGAUUCUCGUGGAUCAGCCCCCCGGCCCUCUAUGGUACAAGAAAUGGCAGAUCUUCUUCUUCAAAAGCGUGGAACUACCCCGGUUCUUUCGGUCGGCGAGAAAUGGGUAUCUAACUUCGUGAAACGGCAUCCUCUCCUAUCCUCCCGAUUCUCGAAACAAUACAACUACGAGCGUGCGAAAUGCGAAGAUCCUAAAAUCAUUGGGGAGUGGUUUGAUUUGGUUCAAAAGACAAUCCUUCAAUUUGGAAUCGACCCUGAUGAUAUCUAUAACUUUGAUAAUACCGGUUUUGCAAUGGGAUUGACUAUAACCGCGAAGGUUAUUACGAGGAGUGAAAACUAUGGUAGGAGGCCGGUUUUAUAA
Molecule: messenger RNA, 609 nt
Organism: Penicillium digitatum Pd1
Lineage: Eukaryota; Fungi; Ascomycota; Eurotiomycetes; Eurotiales; Aspergillaceae
Source: RefSeq, a predicted model, not a curated record